This is a messenger RNA of Penicillium maclennaniae, 558 nucleotides long. RefSeq names its product TRAF-like signal transducer. Bases 1 to 558 code for a protein of 185 amino acids. NCBI's taxonomy places the organism in Eukaryota, Fungi, Ascomycota, Eurotiomycetes, Eurotiales, Aspergillaceae. The transcript has a single exon. The record is from RefSeq and is a predicted model, not a curated record.
AUGCGCCAUCUUCAACAACGAAAUGAGAUUUUCGAAGAUGGAAUGUCCAAUAUCCGAAAUACACUCCUCGAAUCCGCAAGCGCAGGUCGCAGCACUCGCAGGCGUAGCGUCACUGAACCAGACAGAACCCAGUCCCCGAACGAAGAUGACUUGACAGAGCCUUCAAAUGUCUUCUCCUCAAACGCAACUACCUACCUCCUCUCCCUCCAUGAAUCCCUCCGUGAGGAGGUAAAUCAGAUGUCACAUGCAUUAACAGACCUCGACGCCCGUGCAAGCAUGACAAUCAUGAAUGAAUGUCUUCGCAUCAAAGAGGACAUGGCGCAUACCAAUGCCGCCGUCAACAGCGUGCGCAUGCAAGUCCAAUGGCUCAUGAACCCAAGGCUUCACAAUGGAGCCCGCACAGGUGGUAUUCGUGCCAACACGGCCAGUGCGGCCGAGGCUCGGUCGCAGCUUACUUCGACAUCUGCGCCUGGGCCUAGUAGUGCGGCGGGGCCUUCUUUGGGGCCGCUAAGGCCCAGGAGGCCAAGUGAUACUGGGCGAGAGGGGACGAAGCUCUGA